GUUGCCGUUGUCAGAAGACAUGCACUGGGACCUGGAACUAUCGGCGGCAAAUAGGGUUCCGGAUUGAAUAUGCGACCCACGGGGCGAAUACACACGGAUAAUUCACACCCGAUCAGUUGAUGUCCAAUCAAUACAAAGGUCAUGAGAAGCAUUGGACUGCUUGGGAUCAUUCUUUUUCCAGGCCACCAAUUAUAAGCCUCCCCCAGCUGCGUUAUGGCUUGCUCUCAGGAUAACAACGACGACGACGACAUGGGCCAGAAGCAGUUCAAGCACAGCAAGCCGCCGACGGACGCAGCGCCGCUCGACCCGCGUCUGCAUACUCCCUUGGAGGAUAUCGAGCGGCACCAUGCGACUCUCUACAAAACUUUCAGAGCGGGCACAUGUCGCCCGCUAGCCUACCGUCGCCAGCAGCUUUACGCCCUCGCACGCAUGUGCCAGGAGAACGCGGACGCUCUAGCCGACGCUGUCUACAAGGACCUAGGAAAGCCGAAACUCGAGUUCUUCGCCUUCGAAGUCGGCGCCGUCAUUCAGCGCGCUCUACUCUGCGCAGAGCGCCUCGAGGAGUGGGCACAGCCUGAGAAAUGCAAGAACCUCCCAGACUGGCAGCAACCAUGGAACCCAACUGUAUAUCGCUGUCCAAAAGGGCCCGUUCUUAUUAUAUCGCCCUGGAACUACCCGCUUAUUCUUUCCUUACAAGCUGUGUAUGCUGCCAUUUCUGCCGGGUGUCCCGCGGUUCUUAAACCUUCUGAGUAUGUGCCUAACUUCGCUGCACUUCUUGCCGACCUCUUCCCGAAAUACCUCGACCAGAAUGCCUAUGUGGUUGUUAACGGUGCUGUACCUGAGGCGACGAAGUUACUCGAAUUGAGGUGGGCGCAAAUAUUUUAUACCGGGAAUGGGAAAGUUGGACGAGUGAUUGCAGCGGCCGCUGCGAAGCACCUUACACCUGUUUCGCUAGAGUUGGGAGGGAAGUCACCUGUGUAUGUCGAUGCGGAGACGACGGAUCUGAAGGUUGCUGCUAGGAGGAUCUUGUAUGGCAAGUGUGCGAAUGCGGGGCAGACGUGUAUCGCGCCGGAUUAUGUUUUGGUUUUGAAGUCGAAGCAGGAGGAACUUGUGAGUGCGAUGAAGGAGGUGAUUGUGGAACGGUAUCCGCAGGGAGCGCUUGCGAGUGAUUCGUAUGGGCGGGUUGUGAAUGCUGCGCAUUUUGAACGGUUGAGGGAGUUGUUGGCUCGGUCGAAGGGACGUUUGGCGAUUCAGGGAGAGGUGGAUCCGGAGAGACUUAAGAUCGCACCUACUGUGCUCACUGACGUUCCGGGCGACGACUCACUCAUGGAAGAAGAACUCUUCGGACCUAUUCUCCCAAUCGUCCCCGUCGAGAAUCUCGACGAAGCUAUUAACUAUAUCAACGACCACGACCACCCACUGGCAUUCUACGCGUUCACAGAAAGCCAAGAAGUGAAAGAUCGUCUUAUGGCAGAGACGUUAAGCGGGUCCUUGAUAUUCAACGAUACGUUUGACCAACUCGCGGUGGAUGAGAUGCCGUUUAGUGGGGUGGGCGAGUCGGGAUAUGGUAUGCAGGUGGUGAAGUAUGGAUUUGAUGGGUUUACGCAUUUUAGGAGUUCGGAGGAUGUACCGCUUGCGAUGGAAAUGCAUUUGGGUAAUCGGUACCCUCCGUAUACACCUGAGAAGCUGGAGUUCAUGUCUGCGGCAGUCCGUUUGCUUAUUCCAUCGUCUUAGGAACACGUCCUGUUUCUGGGAAGUUCUUUGGAAAUUGAACUUGCUAAUUGCAAUCGUAACCAAUAUGCCUGUAUAAAAUUGUAUGUGGAAGGCUUUGUGUCAAACUAG
Fomitiporia mediterranea MF3/22 is the source of this 1842-nucleotide messenger RNA. RefSeq names its product aldehyde dehydrogenase. NCBI's taxonomy places the organism in Eukaryota, Fungi, Basidiomycota, Agaricomycetes, Hymenochaetales, Hymenochaetaceae. The record is from RefSeq and is a predicted model, not a curated record. Gene Ontology annotation, cellular component: cytoplasm. The coding region runs from base 214 to 1734 and encodes 506 amino acids. The transcript has 3 exons. Gene Ontology annotation, molecular function: aldehyde dehydrogenase (NAD+) activity. Gene Ontology annotation, biological process: aldehyde metabolic process.